Penicillium roqueforti is the source of this 1158-nucleotide messenger RNA. The record is from the annotation of a RefSeq genome assembly. NCBI's taxonomy places the organism in Eukaryota, Fungi, Ascomycota, Eurotiomycetes, Eurotiales, Aspergillaceae.
AUGAGAAUUCUUAAAAGUCAUCCUUUAUUAAGAUUAGUAAAUUCUUACUUAAUCGACGCACCAACACCAGCCAAUAUAAGUUAUUUAUGAAACUUUGGUUCAUUAUUAGCAAUAUGUUUAAUAAUACAAAUUGUAACAGGAGUUACAUUAGCUAUGCAUUAUACACCUAGUGUAGCUGAAGCAUUUAAUUCUGUUGAACACAUUAUGAGAGAUGUAAACAAUGGUUGAUUAAUACGUUAUUUACACGCUAACACAGCUUCAGCUUUCUUCUUUUUAGUAUACCUACACAUAGGUAGAGGUUUAUACUAUGGAUCAUAUAAAUCACCAAGAACAUUAACAUGAAUUAUUGGUACAGUAAUCCUUAUAAUAAUGAUGGCUACAGCUUUCUUAGGUUACGUACUUCCUUAUGGUCAAAUGAGUUUAUGAGGAGCAACUGUUAUUACUAAUUUAAUGAGUGCUAUACCUUGAAUAGGUCAAGAUAUAGUUGAAUUUAUAUGAGGUGGUUUUUCAGUUAAUAAUGCUACAUUAAACAGAUUUUUUGCAUUACACUUCUUAUUACCUUUCGUAUUAGCUGCAUUAGUAUUAAUGCACUUAAUAGCUUACCACGAUGUAGUAGGAUCAGGUAAUCCUUUAGGUAUAUCAGCUAAUUAUGAUAGAUUACCUUUCGCUCCUUACUUCUUAUUUAAAGAUUUAGUUACUAUAUUCUUAUUCUUUAUAGUAUUAUCUAUAUUUGUUUUCUUUAUGCCUAAUGCAUUAGGAGAUAGUGAAAAUUAUGUUGUGGCUAAUCCUAUGCAAACUCCACCUGCUAUUGUACCAGAAUGAUAUUUAUUACCUUUCUAUGCUAUAUUAAGAUCUAUACCUAAUAAAUUAUUAGGUGUUAUAGCUAUGUUUGCUGCUAUUUUAGCUUUAUUAGCUAUGCCAUUAACAGAUUUAUCUAAAUUAAGAGGAGUACAAUUUAGACCUUUAAGUAAAAUUGCAUUCUUUAUAUUUGUAGCUAAUUUCUUAAUAUUAAUGCAAAUAGGUGCUAAACACGUUGAAACACCAUUUAUUGAAGUAGGACAAAUAUCUACUGUAUUAUACUUUGCACACUUCUUUAUUAUAGUACCUGUAGUAAGUAUUAUAGAAAAUAGUUUAGUAGAGUUAGCUACUAAAAAAUAA